GUGCUGCCGAGGGGCAGGAGAGCUGGGAAGUCUUUGGGGUCCUUGUCUAAGUCUCUGGGCAAAGCCCGCCAGAGGCAGAAGAGGUGGGCCGGUUCCUGGACAUGCCCGGUGGAAGGAGGGGACCCAGCCGGCAACAGCUAAGCCGAUCCGCUUUACCGUCUCUCCAGACAUUGGUUGGUGGGAACUGCGGCAACGGCACUGGUCUGAGGAACAGGAAUGGUAGUGCGAUCAGCCUGUCCGCCCCUCCCAUCACUGCCUUGAUCACCCCCGAGCCCGUGCGGCAUUGCCGAAUCCCCGAACUGCCUGUGGACGGAAACCUGCUCUUCGAGUUCCUCUUCUUCGUCUACCUGCUGGUGGCCCUUUUUAUUCAGUACAUCAAUAUCUACAAGACAGUGUGGUGGUACCCAUACAACCACCCCGCCUCCUGCACUUCGCUGAACUUUCACCUCAUCGAUUACCACCUGGCAGCAUUUAUCACAGUGAUGCUGGCGCGGAGGCUGGUCUGGGCCCUCAUCUCUGAGGCCUCGCAGGUGGGUGCGACGUCCGUGAUCCACUGCGCGGCGCUAAUCCUGGCGCGCCUGGUGCUGCUCACCCUCUGCGGCUGGGUGCUCUGCUGGACUCUGGUCAACCUCUUCCGCAGCCACUCGGUCCUCAACCUCCUCUUCCUCGGCUACCCGUUCGGCGUCUACGUCCCACUGUGCUGCUUCCACCAGGAGAGCCGGACGCAGCCCCUGCCCCCGGACUGCGACUACUUGGUGCAGGAUCAGCUGGUGGACGUGGGGGUCGGCGGCUUCGUCAAGCCCAGAGACUUUCUCUCCCUCUUGCGGGAGUCCCUGAAAGAACAGUUCAACCACCCGACACCAAUCCCCACCCACAGCUGCCCCCUGUCCCCUGACCUCAUCCGCAACGAAGUGGAGUGCCUGAAAGCCGACUUCAACCGCCGGAUCAAGGAGGUCCUCUUCAACUCCCUCUUCAGUGCCUACUACGUGGCCUUCCUGCCACUGUGCUUUGUGAAGAGCACCCAGUACUACGACAUGCGCUGGUCCUGCGAGCACCUGAUCAUGGUGUGGAUCAACGCCUUCGUCAUGCUCACCACCCAGCUGCUCCCUCCCAAGUACUGCGACCUACUGCACAGAUCGUCCGCCCACCUGGGCAAGUGGCAGAAGCUGGAGCACGGCUCGUACAGUAACGCCCCCCAACACAUCUGGUCAGAGAGCACAAUCUGGCCCCAGGGAGUGUUGGUGCGGCACAGCCGAUGUCUGUACAAAGCGGUCGGGCCUUAUAACGUCGCAGUGCCUUCAGAUGUCUCCCACGCCCGCUUCUAUUUCCUCUUCCACCGCCCGUUACGGCUCCUGAACCUCCUCAUCCUCAUCGAGGGCAGCGUGGUUUGCUACCAGCUCUACUCCCUCCUGCGCUCGGAGAAGUGGAACCACACGCUCUCCAUGGCCCUGAUUCUCUUCUGCAACUAUUACGUCUUAUUUAAACUCCUGCGGGACCGGAUAGUAUUGGGCCGGGCGUAUUCGUACCCUCUCAACAGCUAUGGGCUGAAAGCCCAUUAA
Molecule: messenger RNA, 1559 nt
Organism: Euleptes europaea (tarantolino)
Lineage: Eukaryota; Metazoa; Chordata; Lepidosauria; Squamata; Sphaerodactylidae
Gene: TMEM39A
Product: transmembrane protein 39A
Exons: 9
Coding region: 102-1559 (485 amino acids)
Biological process (GO): negative regulation of autophagosome assembly; negative regulation of autophagosome maturation
Cellular component (GO): endoplasmic reticulum membrane
Source: RefSeq, a predicted model, not a curated record